This is a messenger RNA of Oncorhynchus masou masou (cherry salmon), 2816 nucleotides long. Its product is annotated as spermine synthase-like. Gene Ontology annotation, biological process: spermine biosynthetic process. The record is from RefSeq and is a predicted model, not a curated record. The coding region runs from base 274 to 1257 and encodes 327 amino acids. NCBI's taxonomy places the organism in Eukaryota, Metazoa, Chordata, Actinopteri, Salmoniformes, Salmonidae. Gene Ontology annotation, molecular function: spermine synthase activity. The transcript has 11 exons.
GCUAGCUAACGUUAGCUAGCUAACUAAUCGUUGUCAAUACGCGCAGUCUGUCUAAUAUAUACUAAUCAUACAAUUAUGAUAUGCACGAUUAGUGCUUUUUUCGCGGAGGACGUAGCUAAUGACGUGCUGAGUAAUAUUGAUCUAGUUAAAUGUCGUCCGCUAUCUUGAUGGCAUAAUUCCAAAUCAGACAUUGCUGGUUGCCAGCAACAUGACUGGCAUGCGGACUGUCCAACGACUGUGCAUGGGCUGCAGUCUAUAUUUCAAGAACAGGAAAUGACAGAGACUGUCCAUGACACUGAGGGACAUGGAUAUCUUGCUACCUUCAUUGGCAAGAAUGGCAGGUUGGUUAUUCUGCGUGUGACCGCCCAUGGCCUGCUUACCAUUGAUCUGCAGUGUUGUGAAGGAGAUAACAUUGUACAAGUAGAGAAUCUUUUGAAUACACUGGAAGAGAAGCUGAGAAGUCUCCUACAUGGAAACAUUAAGAGGGUCAAGAGGCUCCCAGCUCUGACACGAGGUGCAGCUGUUGAUCGAUACUGGCCCACAGCAGACGGCAGACUGGUGGAGUAUGACAUAGAUCGGGUUGUAUACGAUGAGGACUCUGCAUACCAGAACAUAAAGAUCAUGCACUCACAGCAGUUUGGCAAUAUCCUGAUCCUCAAUGGGGAUGUUAAUCUGGCAGAGAGUGACCUGCCCUACACCCAGGCCAUCAUGGGCAGAGGGCAAGAGAACUAUGCAGGGAAGGAGGUGCUGAUCUUAGGAGGCGGCGAUGGAGGAAUCCUCGCAGAGGCCGUCAAACUCAAGCCAAAGAUGAUCACCAUGGUGGAGAUCGACCAAAUGGUGAUUGAUGGGUGUAGAACACACAUGAGGAAGGCAUGUGGAAGUGUUCUGGACAACCUGAAGGGAGAAUGUUACCAGGUGUUGGUAGAGGACUGCGUUCCUGUUCUUAAAAAGUAUGUUGAGGAAGGGAAGACGUUUGAUUACGUCAUCAAUGACCUCACAGCGGUCCCCAUCUCCACAGCGCCAGAGGAGGACUCUACAUGGGAGUUCCUACAGCUUAUCUUGGAUCUCUCAAUAAAAGUACUGCGUCCUACUGGGAAGUACUUCACACAGGGUAAUAGUGCCAAUCUGACUGAGACACUGGCUCUUUAUGAGGAGCAGCUGGGAAGGCUCUCAUGUCCUGUAGACUUCUCCAAGGAGGUGGUGUGUGUGCCCUCUUAUAUGGAACUGUGGGUUUUCUACACCGUUUGGAAGAAGUAAAGAGCCCCCCCCCCCCGGUCUCCUCCAUACGUUGCCUGCCGGAAUGUGAAAACUGUCCACCCCCCUCCCAUUGUCCGCCGUCACACUGAGGGGAGAGAUGACCCCCCCUCCCCCAUUUCUACUCACACUGUUUUAUUAUCCUUCCAUGUCCAACUCUCUCUUAAACCCUUUUUACAUCUUAGUUGUAUAAUUUUAUGUCCAAACUUACAAGAGAUUGUAUUUCUGUUAGUUGGAUAUUUUGAAUUGGGCUGUUGUUUUUGCGUGUGCCCUCCAGGGAGAGCUGUGGGGCUGACCGUGUAGGGCUGCUGCCACUGGUCUAGGGUUUAGACCUCUGACUAUGUUCUGGUUCCAGAACUGUCUAGGUUUUAGACGUCUCUGACUAUAGCCUGGUUCCAGACCUGUCUAGGUUUUAGACGUCUCUGACUAUAGCCUGGUUCCAGACCUGUCUAGGGUUUAGACGUCUCUGACUAUAGCCUGGUUCCAGACCUGUCUAGGGUUUAGACAUCUCUGACUAUAGCCUGGUUCCAGACCUGUCUAGGGUUUAGACGUCUCUGACUAUAGCCUGGUUCCAGACCUGUCUAGGGUUUAGACUUCUGACUAUAGCCUGGUUCCAGACAUGUCUAGGGUUUAGACGUCUCUGACUGUUGUGUAGUUGUCAUGCCAUACAGGUUACAUGUUUUAUACAUGGCAGGGCAACAAUUCUCAGAGAAGUUGGCUAAAUAUCAUAUAGGUCUGGGACCAGGCUAUAGUCAGAGGUCUAAAGCCUAGACAGAUCUGGGACCAGUAUUUAAACACUCUUGGUACACCUACCCCUUCAGGGUGUUGUUACUUUUCAAAUUUGACUUAAAACAGCACCAACAUACAAUAGGCUUUUGGGUUCUGAUUGUGUGAUAGGAUAUGUGCUCGCCGUAGUUUCAAAUGAAUGUCUGUCUGUGCGUUUGAUUGUUUUUCUUCUUUUGUUGUAGCUAACUGGCUUGAGUGUGAUUUGAUUCCCAGUCCUUUCCAAGUGUGACCCUGGCCAUUUGAAGCUGAAGUGUCCAAAUGUGUUUUUAAAAGGGAAAAAGGUUUCUUGCUUGUACUGCUUUAAUGUGAAUUGUGUUUAUUAUUUAGCACCUUUUUAGUUUCUCCUGCUGGAUCUUAUUUUACAUAUUCAGUUUAGAAUUUUUCUCUAAGUUUGUUUGGUGCAUGUGCUGGAAAUGUAAAUAUUUUUAUUGAAUGUAGCUUCCCAUAUACACAGUGCAACGUCAUGACUUUGAUCAAUAUUGUGGUGCUUUGUUAAAUGUAUUUAUUUGAUAUUAUUUCACCAAAUGCUGUUUUAUACUAAAUACCUUUUUUGUUCAGCAGUGACUACCUGCUAUUAAAAAUGAGUUGGAGAAGAAAAUAUUUUUCUUAUGCUUCAUUCAGAGGAGUAUAUCAGAUAUCUUAGCUAGCAGUCACAACUGUUUCUACUGAAAGCACAGAAUCAUACCAAUGCAAACUCAAUACAGAUUUUCUUGCAUUUCCUUUUGCAAUUCAUUCUACCAUGAGCAAUGAUUUCAAUAAACCUUCCCCUUUGUCAA